UUUGCAUUUAACUUUGACCUUUCAUCUUUGACUUCUCAACUGUAAAUUUCAGAUUUCUAAAAUUUUUCUGCGGUUUCCAUUUUGCGAAAUUUUUUGCUCAAUCGAUCUCGCCAAGAUGAUCCGGUUCAUACUGUUGCAGAACAGGCAAGGAAAAACUCGACUAGCAAAAUAUUACAUUCCCCUGGAGGAAUCUGAGAAACACAAAGUCGAAUACGAGGUUCAUCGAUUGGUUGUUAAUCGGGAUCCCAAGUUCACCAACUUUGUGGAGUUCCGAACCCACAAGGUUAUCUACAGGCGAUAUGCUGGAUUAUUUUUCUCACUGUGUGUAGAUAUUACCGAUAACGAGUUAGCUUAUUUGGAGAGCAUUCACUUAUUUGUGGAGAUUCUGGACCAUUUUUUCAGCAAUGUGUGCGAGCUGGAUCUAGUGUUCAAUUUUCACAAGGUAUACCUCAUACUAGAUGAGUUCAUACUUGCCGGAGAACUCCAAGAAACUAGCAAGAAGGCAAUCAUAGAGAGAAUGGGAGAAUUGGAAAAGCAGGAGUAAAAUUUGUGUCACAGACUAUUACGAAUUGAGAAUUCUUCUUGCCUUCUAUUUUCGCUCAUGUAAUGUUUGUUCUGAUGCUAUAGGAUCUUUGUCGAUGACAUUUGCAAUAAUUUUGUUUGUGCAAGGAUGUUUUGUAUUCUUAUGUCCAGAAUGAGUGUAUUGAUUGAAUGCUUGGGAACUUUCACUAGAUAUUUGGACCGAAAUUUGUACA
Messenger RNA from Olea europaea var. sylvestris, 755 nucleotides. Its product is annotated as AP-2 complex subunit sigma. Gene Ontology annotation, biological process: protein transport; clathrin-dependent endocytosis. NCBI's taxonomy places the organism in Eukaryota, Viridiplantae, Streptophyta, Magnoliopsida, Lamiales, Oleaceae. Gene Ontology annotation, molecular function: clathrin-cargo adaptor activity. Gene Ontology annotation, cellular component: AP-2 adaptor complex; intracellular membrane-bounded organelle. The transcript is spliced from 6 exons. The record is from RefSeq and is a predicted model, not a curated record. The coding region runs from base 116 to 544 and encodes 142 amino acids.